Molecule: messenger RNA, 821 nt
Organism: Cucurbita pepo subsp. pepo (vegetable marrow)
Lineage: Eukaryota; Viridiplantae; Streptophyta; Magnoliopsida; Cucurbitales; Cucurbitaceae
Product: large ribosomal subunit protein eL20
Biological process (GO): translation
Cellular component (GO): ribosome
Molecular function (GO): structural constituent of ribosome
Source: RefSeq, a predicted model, not a curated record
GUUCUCUCAACACGAGUCUAAAAGCUUUGCAGCAUCGAGAGGAUCAAAUCGAAGCACCGGUGCCGAUCUCUCUCAGAUCCUCGAGUUCAAGAUGGUCACAUUCAGAUUUCAUCAGUACCAGGUUGUGGGGAGGGCUCUUCCUUCUGAAGCGGAUGAGCAUCCGAAGAUCUAUCGAAUGAAGCUUUGGGCUACCAACGAGGUCCGCGCCAAAUCCAAGUUCUGGUACUUUUUGAGGAAGUUGAAGAAAGUUAAGAAGAGCAAUGGUCAAAUUCUUGCCAUUAAUGAGAUCUUUGAGAAGAACCCAACCAAGAUCAAUAACUAUGGCAUUUGGCUGCGGUAUCAGAGCCGAACUGGUUACCACAACAUGUACAAGGAGUAUCGGGAUACGACAUUGAACGGUGCUGUCGAGCAGAUGUAUACCGAGAUGGCUUCGCGUCAUCGGGUUAGGAGCCCCUGCAUCCAAAUCAUUAAGACAGCGACUGUUCCUGCAAAGCUCUGCAAGAGGGAAAGUACGAAGCAGUUCCAUGACUCAAAGAUCAAAUUCCCCUUGGUGUUUAAGAAGGUGAGGCCACCCACCAGGAAGCUCAGGACGACAUACAAGGCAUCUAGGCCUAACUUGUUCAUGUAAUUCUUCUCAUCUUUGACCUCUCUUCUUUGAUAUGGGUAGUUUAUAGAAACUUGGAGAAGUAGAUUAAAUUUCUGCACAAAAAACCUUUUGUUUUUCUAGCACAAUUACAAGUUCCUCUGCUUUGGGUGUGAGGUGAGUUUGACAAUUUUGGUUGGAUUAAUUUAAAGCAAAUUUUUGAGGGUUUGUUUCUUAA